CCACUGAUUCCAUUGUACCUCUCUCUAUAUACUUAUAAUAUACUAUACAGAGAGUUAUAGAUAUUAUUAUACAGAUAUAUGCAUAGAGAGUGUUGAUAAAAAAAAAGUGCAUAGAGAGUAAGUGGGUCUUUACUACUACUACUCUAUUUCUGCUAUACAACUUCAUGGCGAUUUUUGAGGAUAUGGGAGAGAAUCAGUGGGGCUGUUUUGUUCUCUCAGGUCCAUUGAAACUAUAACCCACUAAGCAAAAGAAAACAAAAACAAACGGAUCAAUUUUUCUUUUUUAUUUUCCUGUUUUUGUUUCUUUCUUCCUCCUUCACUCUCAAGCAUAACGUUUUGUGUUUCAUUGACGAACAAAGUGCAAGAAAGUCGCGAGUAAAAAAAAAAAUCUUAAAAUUUUUCUUCUCCGCUUCAAAUAAAGCUUUUGUCUUUUCAAAGAUUAUGAAACUUUCUUGAUCAGUGAAUUAUGCUGAAGAAGAGAUCGAGAAGCAUGCAAACAUUAAUGGCGAAUACGAACCAGAAACAGAGUAAAACGACGCCGUUCCCACGGCUAUUCACAGCUUUCACCAGCUUCAAAAGCUUCACCGAAAACGACGCCGUAGCCAGCCCAACCUCUAUCCUCGACACCAAACCUUUCUCUGUUUUGAAAAACCCUUUCGGACCCGACAGCCCGAAAACCCACGAACCCGAGAUCCGGCUCAAGCUCGAACCCAAAAGAAUCGGACUCGCCCUUGUCGAUACUCUCAUCAAAGAAGAACCCGGACUCUCCCGACCAAGAUCCAGCUCCAUUCUAUUCGGGUCACAGAUCCGGAUCCGGGUCCCGGACUAUCCACGAUCCUCGGCGGAUUUCGGGACCAAAACAAAAAACUCUCCUACCUCCCCUCCGCCGGAAGAGACGAAGAUAUCGGUCCCCGGGUCGGGUCUCGGGUCGGCCCGAAUCUUCACGGGAUAUUUCUCGACCAGCGAUAUGGAACUAUCGGAGGACUACACGUGCGUGACGUGUCAUGGGCCUAACCCGAGAACGAUCCAUAUAUUCGACAACUGCAUCGUUGAGAGCAAACCCGGCGUCGUUUUCUUCCGGAGGUCCGACCCGGUUCACGAAUCGUAUCAUUUACCACCCGACAGCUUUCUCAGUACCUGCUGUAACUGUAAGAAGAAUCUUGGCCCUCGUGAUGACAUUUUCAUAUAUAGGGGAGACAGAGCUUUCUGUAGCAGCGAAUGCAGGUCUCUGGAGAUGAUGUCGGAGGAAAAUGACUUUUAGAAAAAUAAGCUUUUUUGAGAUUAUAAAAUGUUAUGAUAAUGACUAAAAUAAAUAAGUGUAGUAUUAAGAUGAAAAUGUUAGAUAAUAAAUUUUGCUUAGUUGCUUUUUUGCUCGAGGCAGAGUUGGUAUCUAUGUGUAUUAUGUGUCUACAUGCAUAAUCAUUUACUUAAUCUUUUACUUUACUUUUAAAUCCUUUAUCAAAAAAAAUAUUUUACUUUUUA
Molecule: messenger RNA, 1482 nt
Organism: Brassica napus (rape)
Lineage: Eukaryota; Viridiplantae; Streptophyta; Magnoliopsida; Brassicales; Brassicaceae
Product: FCS-Like Zinc finger 8-like
Exons: 3
Coding region: 467-1261 (264 amino acids)
Source: RefSeq, a predicted model, not a curated record